Messenger RNA from Malania oleifera, 2373 nucleotides. RefSeq names its product acyl-coenzyme A oxidase 3, peroxisomal-like. The record is from RefSeq and is a predicted model, not a curated record. NCBI's taxonomy places the organism in Eukaryota, Viridiplantae, Streptophyta, Magnoliopsida, Santalales, Ximeniaceae. Gene Ontology annotation, cellular component: peroxisome. Bases 111 to 2162 code for a protein of 683 amino acids. The transcript is spliced from 13 exons. Gene Ontology annotation, biological process: fatty acid beta-oxidation using acyl-CoA oxidase; lipid homeostasis. Gene Ontology annotation, molecular function: acyl-CoA oxidase activity; fatty acid binding; FAD binding.
UACAUCGUUUCAUACUCUUCUCCUCUAUAUUUCCUUCUCUCCACGUCUUCUCUUCAUCUACUGGUCUCGGUUACAGCAUUAGAAGUCACCGACUUUCGAUCUACUCAGCCAUGGCGCCUCCCUCUGCAUCGCCGUCCGAUCAGGUCUCGCGACGUGUCGGAGUUCUCACCAACCAUUUCAACCAAACCACCAUGCAGGCGCCACCACUGACCCUGUCUCGAUCCCUAUGCAUCCAGUUCUCUCCCUCGGAGCUUUCCGAGCCCUUCGAUUUCGAUCUCUUGGAGAUGCGCAAGCUCAUGGACGGCCACAAUUUCGAGGAGAGGGACUGGCUCUUCGGGCUCAUGAGGCAGAGCAAGCUCUUCAAUCCCAGAAAUCGCGGGGGCAGAACGUUUGUGUCGCCGGACUAUAACCAAUCCAUGGAGCAGCAGAGAGAGAUGACUAUGAAGAGAAUCGAGUACUUGCGCGACCGAGGCGUCUUCCGUGGCUGGCUCACGGGUAAAGGGGUCGAAGCAGAAAUGCGAAAGUUCGCGCUCUUUGACGCCAUAGGCGUGUACGAUCAUUCGCUUGCUGUUAAGCUUGGUGUUCACUUCUAUCUAUGGGGUGGUGCCAUCCAGUUUUUUGGCACUAAGCGGCAUCAUGAUAAGUGGUUAAGAGACACCGAAAAUUAUGUGAUCAAAGGUUGCUUUGCAAUGUCUGAGUUGGGGCAUGGAAGUAAUGUUCGGGGAAUUGAAACAGUUGCCACUUAUGAUUCAAACACUGGAGAGUUUGUCAUUAACACUCCCUGUGAAUCAGCUCAAAAAUACUGGAUUGGAGGAGCAGCAAAUCAUGCGACACAUACGAUAGUAUUUUCACAGCUUAUUGUAGAUGGGACCAGUCAAGGUGUCCAUGCAUUUAUAGUUCAAAUUAGAGAUGAAUAUGGAAACAUCUGCCCAAACAUUCGUAUAGCGGAUUGUGGCCAUAAGAUUGGUUUGAACGGUGUCGAUAAUGGUAGAAUCUGGUUUGACAAUGUCCGGAUCCCUAGAGAAAAUUUGUUGAAUUCAGUGGCUGAUGUUUCAACAGAUGGACAAUAUCUGAGUGCAAUUAAAGACCCAGAUCAGAGGUUUGCAGCAUUCCUUGCUCCUUUGACAUCUGGUCGUGUAACUAUUGCUGUUGGUGCAGUUUACUCUGCAAAGGUUGGUUUAGCGACAGCCGUAAGAUAUUCACUGACUAGACGGGCAUUUUCUGUUGCACCAAAUGAGCCAGAAGUGCUAUUGCUUGAUUAUCGAAGUCAUCAACGACGUCUGUUACCUCUUCUUGCGAAGACAUAUGUUGUGAGUUUUGCUGCAAAUUACUUGAAACUGAUUUAUGCAAAAAGGACACCUGAAUCAAAUAAGACAAUCCAUAUUGUUUCGAGUGCAUUCAAGGUUGCCUUGACCUGGCAUAACAUGCAAACUCUUCAGGAAUGUCGUGAAGCCUGUGGAGGACAAGGUCUGAAAACAGAAAAUCGAAUUGGUCAAUUGAAGAGUGAAUAUGAUGUCCAAUCUACUUUUGAGGGGGACAACAAUGUCCUGAUGCAACAGGUUAGCAAGGCACUCAUGGCAGAAUUCAUAGCAGCUAAGAAGAGGAGUAAGCCAUUUAAAGGAUUAGGAUUAGAACACAUGAACAAACCUUGUCCUGUAAUCCCAUCUCAACUCACAAGUUCUACCCUUAGGAGCAGCCAAUUCCAGACUGACAUAUUCUGCUUAAGAGAGCGAGAUCUAUUGAAUCGUUUUGUCAAUGAAGUGUCACAGCUUCAAGCUCAGGGACAAAGCAAGGAGCAUGCAUUUAUUUUGAGUUAUCAGCUUGCAGAAGACUUGGGCAGAGCUUUCACACACCGAGCGAUUCUGCAGACCUUCAUAGAAGCUGAGGCCAAAGUAUCUGCUGGCCCAGUGAAGAAUGUGUUGGGAUUGUUGAGAUCCAUGUAUGUUUUGGUCUGCUUAGAUGAAGAUGCUGCAUUCCUCCGAUAUGGGUACUUAUCAGUGGAGAAUGCUGCUGCAGUAAGAAAAGAAGUAAUGAAACUCUGCGGUGAACUUCGACCACACGCACUUGCCUUGGUCAGUUCCUUCGGCAUUCCUGAUGCCUUCUUGGGCCCUAUAGCUUUCAACUGGACUGAUGCUAAUUCUUGGUCCUCAGUUCAACAAUAGGCAGGCAAUCACAACAGUAUUUUGCCAUAUGAAGUUUUCCUUUUAAUCCCCCGUGUGUUGAAUUGUAUCGCUGUAUUAUCUGUGGGGCAUUAUGGACUUGCUCAUAUGAGAAGCCUGUAAUUUAUUCCCCUCCCCAUUACAAUAAAUCGAAGGCUUCUUUGUAAAACCUUUUUGUUAAUAAAUUAUUCGAUGGGUUCUUUCUCUUGCACAA